AUGGGCACGGCAGCCACAUUACUAGGCUGGGGCGCCUGGACUCUCACUUUCGCAGCAUUAAGCAGUCUCAUUCCUCCUGCCGCCUCAAGGCUGUAUUGGUUGGCUUGGACAUGGCUUGGAACAAAAGUGGUCUGGUGGACCCGGUGGGCGGCUGCGGCAUCCCAGCUGGCCAACUCGCCAACUUGGCCAACAGCUGCCCGAAAUCUCAUGACUUUGCUGCCCCUCCAUGCCUCCACCACCCCUCCACCGCAACCACCGGACCAAUGCAAGCGCGUCGGCUGCGUCACGAGCGCGGCGGCUUUGCCCGCUUCUGUGCGGCAGGCGCCAGACCCACCCCCAACUUUGUCCCCCGUUGGUCGACAGCUGCGGGCCUCGCACAAAGGCGCAACGCCCCCGGUCAUUCAAGCACGACAGGCUGCCAUGCCAAGCAUUCUGAAGAUCUGGGGCACCCUCGUCGCCCCGCCUCGUCUCUUCCCUGCGUCUCGACAGCUGACCGCUCGAGCCUCCUCCGUGGCUAUCCGGCGGACAGACACUCUCUGGCGCGCCGGCACUCCCGUGGUGGGCCCUGGUGGGGGCGUGGAGUGGUCUAAACGUCCAAGUGGAGCAACAAGGUGGGGAGGAAAAGGUCUGAGCGCCGCCUCCCGUCGACACGAGAUCAGAAGCGAACGUCAGUGCGCUGGCCUUGACGAGCUUUACGCCGCAUACACCGAAACAACCUCCCCACACGUGCCACCCCGGCCGCCCCUUGGCUUCCCAUGUGCGCUCCUGAGCAGCCGCCCCCACUGGUCGCUGUGCAUCUGUGCGGAUCGUUGA
Trichosporon asahii var. asahii CBS 2479 is the source of this 813-nucleotide messenger RNA. RefSeq lists its product as uncharacterized. Bases 1 to 813 code for a protein of 270 amino acids. The record is from RefSeq and is a predicted model, not a curated record. NCBI's taxonomy places the organism in Eukaryota, Fungi, Basidiomycota, Tremellomycetes, Trichosporonales, Trichosporonaceae. The transcript has a single exon.